This is a messenger RNA of Daucus carota subsp. sativus, 933 nucleotides long. RefSeq names its product peroxidase 44. Gene Ontology annotation, biological process: hydrogen peroxide catabolic process; response to oxidative stress. Gene Ontology annotation, molecular function: heme binding; peroxidase activity. The coding region runs from base 1 to 933 and encodes 310 amino acids. The transcript has 3 exons. Gene Ontology annotation, cellular component: plasmodesma; plant-type cell wall. The record is from RefSeq and is a predicted model, not a curated record. Lineage: Eukaryota; Viridiplantae; Streptophyta; Magnoliopsida; Apiales; Apiaceae.
AUGGCGGCAAUGGGCUUGGCUUUUCAGUCUCGGGCAGCUGUCAAACCUGAUCUUCGAGUUGGCUUUUACGAUGCCACGUGCCCAAAAGCCGAAUCCAUCGUUCGACAAGUUGUUGAGAACCGCUUCAGGACGGAUCCUUCAAUUACGCCUGCUUUGCUUCGAAUGCAUUUCCAUGAUUGCUUUGUUAGGGGAUGUGACGCGUCUAUACUUAUUGAUUCCACGCAAGCCAACUCAGCCGAAAAAGAAGCGGUUCCAAAUCAGACAGUUAGAGGUUACGAACUCAUCGAUGAGGCCAAGAAGAAUUUAGAAGUCGCUUGUCCUUCCACGGUUUCUUGUGCUGAUAUCAUAACAAUGGCGACACGCGACUCCGUGGCUCUUGCUGGGGGGCCAAACUACACCGUACCCACUGGUAGGCGUGAUGGGCUUGUCUCGAAUGAAGGCGACGUGAACUUGCCUAGCCCACGUUUCACAGUUCCUCAGGCAUUGCGAUCUUUCUCUGACAAAGGGCUGACACUUAAUGAUAUGGUCACCCUUUUGGGCGCACACACAGUUGGAUUUGCGCAUUGUAGUUUUUUCCGGUCCAGGUUGUCUAGCUCUGGUAGGCCUGACCCGACAAUGGAUCCGGCUUUGGAUGCUACACUCUCGAAGCUAUGCGGGCCUGCAGAUUCAAAUCCGAGAGCGUUUUUGGACCAGAACACAUCGUUGGUGUUUGACAAUCAGUAUUACCACCAGGUGAUGUUGAACAGAGGAGUGUUGCAUAUUGAUCAGCAACUUUCUCUGGAUAAGUCGAGCGCUCCCAUGGUUUCGAAUUUUGCUAAGAAUGGGGCAGUGUUUCAGCAGAGUUUUGCCAAUGCUAUGGUGAAGAUGGGGAGCAUUCAAGUUGUUGUUGGGACUGAUGGAGAGAUUAGGAAGAAUUGUAGAGCUUUUAAUUAG